CACCGCAAUAUGAAGUUCUUUCUCCUGGUGGCCUUCACAGCGUUGGCUUUUGCAGCCGACGACGACCGCCGUGGCAAGCGGCUCAUUGCCACGUCCGACACGUCGAAAGUAUGGCUCACCCCUUUGGAGAUUUCAGACUUGGAAUCUCGAUCGAUUGGGUUUGUCGAUGCGACAAACGGGGACUGGGACAAACUCGCCGCGUUCAAGACCCUCCGCGAAGAAGUGUUGCAUUUGACAGCCAAGACAUUCCCCUCUGGCCCUGGCUACAAAGCAGUGGUGGGGGCAGCCAUCGCCAAAAUCAGCACCGGUGACUUGAAGGCAUUGCUGACAGAGUUCGUCACCAAGUUUGCCACUCGGUACAAAAAUUCUGCGCAAGGAGCGCAGUCCUGUGGCUGGAUCUACAACCAAGUCAAGAAGCUCGUGACAAGACCAGACGUGAAGCUCACAGUGCGUCAAUUCAAGCACUCGUGGGGGCAAUACUCGGUCAUUGCACGCGUGGAACCGGCGGGCAGGGCGGCAGCCUCCCAGGACAUUGUUAUCGCCAGCGCCCACCAAGACUCGAUCAACCGUAAAAACAACCAGCAAGCCCCCGGUGCAGACGACGACGGGUCGGGUACAAUCACGAUUUUGCAGUCGCUCAAGAUCUUGUUGGCGACCAAAGAGUGGGUACCCGUGCGCCCGGUCGAGUUUCACUGGUACUCGGCCGAGGAAACGGGGCUACAAGGGUCGGCGGAUGUCGUGAAAGCGUACGCGAGUCAAAAGGUCGACGUGUACGCCCAGAUGCAGCAGGACAUGACGGGCUGGGUCGCCCCCGGCAAACCCCCCGUCGUGAGUUUCAUGGACGACAACACCGACCCCGGACUCACGGCGUUCUUGGAGUCGCUAGUUAACGAGUAUCUGGCAAUUCCUGCCACCCACGACAAGUGCGGGUACGGAUGCUCUGACCAUGCGUCGUGGAACCGAGCAGGGUACCCAGCGUCAAUGCCGUUCGAAACGAACGUUCGAGAUCUCAAUCCAAACAUCCACUCGACAAGGGAUUCGUUGGCCACGAUUGAUUACAACCACAUUGCCGAGUUCACCAAGUUGACGGUGUCGUACAUUGUUGAGUUGACCCAAGGGUUGCGUUGAGACGUAGGACCAUUAGUAGUAGUACUAAUAGUAGUGUAGUUACUGACCUUUGUGGUAACGUUACAGUAUAUCGUACGAAUGUUGUGGA
Messenger RNA from Aphanomyces astaci, 1216 nucleotides. RefSeq lists its product as hypothetical. Gene Ontology annotation, biological process: proteolysis. The transcript has 2 exons. The record is from RefSeq and is a predicted model, not a curated record. Gene Ontology annotation, molecular function: metalloexopeptidase activity. The coding region runs from base 10 to 1128 and encodes 372 amino acids. NCBI's taxonomy places the organism in Eukaryota, Oomycota, Saprolegniomycetes, Saprolegniales, Verrucalvaceae.